Beauveria bassiana ARSEF 2860 is the source of this 708-nucleotide messenger RNA. RefSeq names its product Acyl-CoA N-acyltransferase. The coding region runs from base 1 to 708 and encodes 235 amino acids. The record is from RefSeq and is a predicted model, not a curated record. Lineage: Eukaryota; Fungi; Ascomycota; Sordariomycetes; Hypocreales; Cordycipitaceae. The transcript is spliced from 2 exons. Gene Ontology annotation, molecular function: acyltransferase activity, transferring groups other than amino-acyl groups.
AUGGCGUUUAUACGGCAAUAUCGAGAUUCGGACUUUGACAACAUGUCACACAUUUGCCGCGCGACGCUCCCACCCUCGCUCAGCGCCUCGGAGCCGGCGCGGCGGCUGGCGCCCUACAUUUGGACGCACCAGUACACGCACCUCUCGCCGUCAACAUGCUUCGUCCUAGACGACGGCACGGGCCGCGCAGUCGGCUACUGCAUCGGGUGCCCGGACGUGGGCGCCCUCUGCGCCGCGUACCCGCGGUACGUGCGCGAGGUGCUCGAGGGCCGCGGACGCGCCAACGGCGACGUGCGUCUGGUGCCGAGCCCCGCGGAGCCGGACGCGGCGGCGCCGUGGAUCGACCCCGACACGGGCCGCAUCAACGAGCUGGCGCUGACGCAGCUGGCGUUUUCGGCGCAGAGGCUGCUGGUGGACGGGCACGAGGACCUGCUGGCGGAGGGGUAUCGCGGGACGAUGCACAUUGAUCUGCUGAGCGAGCACCAGGGGCGGGGAUGGGGGAGGAGGCUGAUUGAGGUGCUGCUGGUGGAGAGCAUGAAGGAAGCAAAGAGGGAAGAGGACGAGGGAGGGGUGAGGAGGCACAAGGGGAUAUGGCUGGGCGUGGGAGGGGAGAAUGACAAGGUGGUGCCGUUUUAUGAAAAGUUGGGCUUUUCCGUCAGGGAGCGCAAGGCGAAGACGUCGACGAUAAUCAUGGUGAGGGAUUACUGA